Messenger RNA from Trifolium pratense (red clover), 1377 nucleotides. RefSeq names its product CDK-activating kinase assembly factor MAT1-like. NCBI's taxonomy places the organism in Eukaryota, Viridiplantae, Streptophyta, Magnoliopsida, Fabales, Fabaceae. Gene Ontology annotation, biological process: DNA repair; regulation of transcription by RNA polymerase II; regulation of cyclin-dependent protein serine/threonine kinase activity. The record is from RefSeq and is a predicted model, not a curated record. Bases 520 to 1077 code for a protein of 185 amino acids. Gene Ontology annotation, cellular component: transcription factor TFIIH holo complex. The transcript has 7 exons.
UCCUUCUUGUUCCCAAUAAGUAGUUAGACAAGUUUUGAUACUCUCUGAGUUUUCUCAACCCCGUUCUGAGGAUUGUGUUUACCGUGAAAAUAUUAAUUGUAUUUAACCCUAAUAAUCCCAUUCGCCACAACACUGUGUGCCGUUUCUCAUUUUCACCACGAAUCAACAUUGCAUCAAUUUCCUUCACCAAUUUCCUCUUCAGCGAUCAGAGAACUCGUUCCUCUCUUCCCUAGACUCGCCGUCGCUGCUGCCGUCACUUGAUGGUAUAAAGGUUGAUGAUCUUGAGGCCAAUCAUUUUGUCCUACAGGAGGAGGCUUCGGGGCAUGGUUUUGGUAGAAAUGUUAUAACACUUCUUGAAGAAAGUGGUUAUAACCUAAUUGCCAUAGGUUUAACUGGUUCUAAUCAUUCAUUUGAUACAAACAACAUUAUAAGUCUGUCCCUACAUAGGAAGGCAGUAACUUCGUUGACGAAAUUUUGAAGGUGAUAAGAAGUGAGGAAAAGGAACUUGGUGUUAGGAGAAUGGUGAUCACUAGUACCAAUCCGCACUAUAAGGAGAUAGCCAUCAGGAAGAGGAUUGCUAGCAUAUUCAAUAAACGUGAAGAUGAUUUUCCAUCUUUGAAAGAGUACAACGAUUAUUUGGAGGAAGUAGAAGACAUGACGUUUAACUUGAUUGAAGGAAUUGAUCUUGCGGCUAUUGAAGCUAGGAUUGCUAAAUACCAAGAAGAAAAUGCAGAACAAAUAAUGAUUAAUCGAGCCCGAAAGGCUGAAGAAUUAGCUGCAGCUAUGGCAGCAAGCAAGGGACAACCUGCCCAAACUGAUAAUGAUGAUGCAAGCCAAAAUUCCCAAGCUGGAUUUGGUGCUGUCCCUCAGGGGCAAUAUGCACCUACAGUUGCAGGAGGACAGCCUAGACCCACAGGCAUGGGACCACAACCUUUACCGCUUGGAGGCGGUGAUGCCGGCUACGUAGUUGAGAACGAGGAAACAUUGAGGCGACGAGCAAGGGCUGGAGGAUGGAGUAUAGAAAUAAGCAAGAAGAGGGCACUUGAAGAAGCUUUUGGAAGCAUUUGGAUUUCUUAGAGACAUAUUCAUGGAAGGUGUGACAUGUUUAUUAAAUUAUAGGGGCAUAGGAAUUCUACUGUCACAAGCUAUUCACAUAGUCAUUCAGAUACAAAUGGUCUAGAGUGUAAGAUUUGUCGCGAUUUUGUUAAGUUAACAAGUCUUUUAACGGGAUGCUUUAGUUAAUAUUUUUUAUUUUUAAUCUUAUUUUUGUAAAAUUAUUCCUCAAUUUUCCAUGUUUGAAGGUUUAAUCUUGUUUGUUUAUUGCUCGUUGACACACACACAAAUUGGGAUUUAUGAUGUGGUUUUUCCAUUUUUUUU